GGCGGGAAAAUUAAAGUGCCCUAAGUCUCGACUGUGUGAUGGUUAUCUACCCGCAUUGUAUUGCUGAUGAGCUGUACAUUGUCUUUAGUUUCAGCUUGCUUUCAAAAUGAUAAUGCCUAUGAGCAUUUUUGUUAAAACAUUAACGGGUUCGUUUUUUGAACUGCAUGUUUCCCCUACUGAAACGAUCACAUCAAUCAAAUCUAAAAUUCAAAGGACUGAAGGUAUUCCAAUAAAUCAACAACACCUUGUUUGGCAAAAUUGCGAAUUGGAUAAUCAUCGUCGACUAAGAGAUUAUUCCAUAUCUGCGGGUUCGACAUUGUGUCUAGUUUUAAGUCUUCGAAGUGGUCCACUUAGUGAGCAUCGGACGCCACCGCCACAUCUGACACCCACCCGCCCAUCAAAAACCACUGUACCAUCCUUUACUUCAGUAUCCAGCUCUACCUCUGGCAAUAGUUUCGUGUAUUCAAACGUCUUAACUCCAGUGAUAAAACCGAGUAUAGUGCAAUCGCAAAAAACUGAAAAUGGAGGACUUUCUGAUCUGAUUUUGAACAAAGCAAAACAAACUGGUGCAGAAUGGUACAAAAUGAACAAAGCCAACUUAGAUAGUGUGUUAACAAGCGAUCAUGCAUUGGAAUCACUACCUGAUCUUUCGGUAGAUGUUCGAUCAGAAUCUAGUAGUGUUUCAUCCUCUGUAACACAGAAAGUCAUGGAUGUUAGUUUCACAGAUUCUUUUCUGAAUUCUGUCAAGAUAGACACUCCAUUAAAUUGUGGGUUAAGGGAGCGAAAUUCAAACAACAUUGGUCAAAGUCCCCCAAAUUUAGAAAUGGUCGUUGGAAUAAGCUCACUGAAUGGAGACAUUACGGAAACUACUUAUAUUUCUGAGAGAAAUCGAAGUUUAUCCUCUCCUGAAAAAGAAACCUUAAAUGCCUUAACUGCACAAUCAAGUGUCCCGAUAGGUGUAGCAGUUAAAAAUCAUUCAAGCAUUCCUGAAGCCUCUAAUUUGUCUCCAUUUUCGCCAUCAGCUCAUUAUUCUGAAUCCUCUUCUGCAUUAGAUCAGGAAAAUCGUCCAUCUAUUUGGGUUUCAUGUGAUACUCAUCAUAUUCCUCCUCCUUUUCACAAACAGGAUCAGAAAUCUAGAACUUGUCUGACUUUCGGUGAUUCUGAAGAAAAUGAAUUAAAUAUCGAGAAAAUGUACAAAGAAAAUAAGGUGAAUGGUGUUGGCGAUCUUGAUAAUUAUAGCAAUACGGAAACAACUAAUUCUACAGCGGUGAAUAUCAUUGCUAGUUUACUGGCUAAGGUUGUUCCCAAUCGAACAUCUAUUCUCUGCUGUUAUGGACCGCAUUGUCCGUAUCAAUCGCGCAGAAAAUUUUCUCCCCUACCGAAAGAAAGUGAAGAACAAAAUCCCUCAAUGCGUUUCGCAUUUUUAGACAGUGAAUGGUCCGAUAAAGAGUGUGAUUCGGUUGAUUCUAUCAAUUUUGAAACGGAUACUGAUCGGGAUGAUGACAGUCCACCGCUCGUAUCUACUGGCUAUCAGUCAUACUCCUGCUGUAAUUGUGGAUUUAAUCAUCCGCAUUAUAUUCGUUGCGAAGCUUUGGAGAGUACAAUCAAUAGUAUCGUCCGAGCCGAAGCUUUUGUUUGGCUACAAGAGUGUGACGAGCUUGCAGAAAAAGUAAAACGUUUGAAGACUCAAAUGAAAAGUAUUCGUCUGAGGAAGCAAAAGUGGUAUCAAAAUGCACAAAAUACUAUAUAUUCUAUAUGUAAAGAAGAAACGUCAGCUGAAGAUCAGUAUCAUGACAUUUCCAACUGGGGAAGAAAUUCCAAGCAAGUUAAUGAAAUCGCUGCUAAUUCCUGUGAUUUUCCAUGGAAGAACUCACAAAUCAACAAAAAUCAUCUGUCAAAUCUACAUACUUCGUCCCUGAACUGUUUGAAAGAUGCAUCUGAUUUCCCGAAUUGUGGGUUAAGGGAGCGAAAUUCAAACAACAUUGGUCAAAGUCCCCCAAAUUUAGAAAUGGUCGUUGGAAUAAGCUCACUGAAUGGAGACAUUACGGAAACUACUUAUAUUUCUGAGAGAAAUCGAAGUUUAUCCUCUCCUGAAAAAGAAACCUUAAAUGCCUUAACUGCACAAUCAAACUGUCAUCAGAUUCUCCAACCUCAUGUAAUGUUUCACAGGGUCGCCUCAGAUUGACACCAGGGAUCGAAUUCGUCAGCGUCGUUACGCUACUAUCACGCCUCCCGAUGUUAACUGCCUCAUCAGAACAGCUGAUUCACAGAGUAGAGGUUCUGAAUCGACUCCUAGCGUUUUACCCUCCCUUUUCUAUCCAGAAUACACUUCACAAAGUUCAGAGGGUAGUAUAUUUGGAAACUCCUUGUCUCUGAGGUCUCCUCAACCUAUAAAUCAGUUUUCGUCUCUUGACGAAAACCUCACAACCUCGGUGACCACUUUGUCAUACAAUGAACCAACGUUAUGUAGUGUUUCUAUCUGUCAAACCCGAAAACAUUCAAUGAAUUCUCUACAAGUUAGCAAAUCGACAAAACUUGGGAGUUCCAGUCGUUUUAGUUCAAAUAGCAAUCGUUCGACUCCUACGAAAACUUGGUCCUUCGUUCCAUUCUUGCCGAAGUUGGGGAGUUCAGUAUCGACAGGUCACCUGGCCACAACUAUUUCACCACGAUUACCUUCAAGAGGGGGAAGUCGACUGAAUACUCCUAUCCAUUUCAGCAAACCGAACGAUUGUGAUGAGAAAUUAUUGAAUCCCAUUACUCCACACUAUAUUUCGACUAUUUUAAUUAAAGCAUUUCAUUUGCCUUCAUCCCCUAAUUCCACUAGACGCAAACGAUGUUCUGUGUGCUUGCGGAAAAUAGGGCUUACAAACACUUACACAUGUCGGUAUGUUCAUUUCGUUGUCCUUUGUGAUCGGAGUUUCUGUUCUGUACAUCGUUACGCUGAGGUUCAUGCUUGUCAGUACGAUUAUAAAGCAGAAGCACGUCGUUAUAUAAUUGAAUCCAAUCCCGUUAUAACUGCACCCAAAUUACCGAAAAUCUAAGAAAAGUGUUUUUGGCCAUAAAUGUUUCAGUUCAGAAAAGCCUGUGAUUACUUAUUAGUUCUUUGUAUUGUAACUGUUCAAAUCAUAAAUAUUAAUGCAUUAUAAAGUGAUGAUUUUUGCUACUAUUAUUUGACAAUUCAUUGUUUCAGAAUACCAAACGUCAUUUUGUUUUUCGGUUAUGUUGUUAAAUUGUAAUCACCAUCUCAUUGUAAGUUUGCAACUUAGUACAAUAAAAUCAAUUCUUAUCAAAGAAGUUCAGUUUAUAUUUUGUUCGUAAUGUCUUAGAAUCCGUAUAAGCACAUGCGCAAGUACUGUUUAUAUCGAAAGAAUUUCCAAAAAAGUUUGUUAUAAUCAAGUGUUUAGUUUUUGCAUUUUGGUCAUAUUUACAUAUCCUCAUUAAAUACUACCCAUUUUUUCGGUGAAAGAGUAGGUUGUGUAUAUUCUGUUUUGAUUUCUUUAUUUUUGGUAAAAAGAUAUUUUGGUCUUCUUAUUUUCAUUUAUUGUUUACUAUCCUUACUUCUCCGUGCCAGAAUAUUGUUGUGUUUGUCUUUCCCCUUCUUCACUCAUCAGCUGUUAUUAUAGUUGCUUGUGUUAUUACAAUUUUGAUUGUAAAAUGUGCUUCUUUCCCAAAUAUAUCCUUUCAUGUGGUAUGACAAA
Molecule: messenger RNA, 3698 nt
Organism: Schistosoma spindalis
Lineage: Eukaryota; Metazoa; Platyhelminthes; Trematoda; Strigeidida; Schistosomatidae
Source: the annotation of a GenBank genome assembly